Messenger RNA from Seriola dumerili (greater amberjack), 6234 nucleotides. RefSeq names its product DDB1 and CUL4 associated factor 6 (gene dcaf6). Gene Ontology annotation, biological process: positive regulation of transcription by RNA polymerase II. Gene Ontology annotation, molecular function: protein binding. Lineage: Eukaryota; Metazoa; Chordata; Actinopteri; Carangiformes; Carangidae. Gene Ontology annotation, cellular component: Cul4-RING E3 ubiquitin ligase complex; cytoplasm. Bases 253 to 3297 code for a protein of 1014 amino acids. The record is from RefSeq and is a predicted model, not a curated record. The transcript is spliced from 22 exons.
GGACGGACAGUUAGCAGCCUGGAGAGCAGGGGUACAGUCGGAGUAAACUCAGCCGGACCGCAGAGACAGGACCGGAGCGAGUCUUCCUGCCGGCAAUGCAAACGCUGAGUGUCGCAGCUAGCUAACGUUAGAGCUGUCCCGACAGACGGGGACUGAUCCCGAUGGUAAAAGCUGAGCGACGAUAGAGAAAAGGCGACAUCAACAGGAAAGGGUUAGCUUAGUUUCAAUGUUAUUGUUAAUUAAAAGCCACAUAUGGUCACAAUGUCCUGCACUGGCAACCUGGUUUGGGAUGUAAAUAAACGCUUAAUUGGAUACAACGAGCCUAACACCAUCAGGACCAACUAUCUCGGUAGAAGAGAGUUUGUGCAGCGGCUUAAACUUGAAGCGACACUGAAUGUACAUGAUGGCUGUGUCAACACUAUAUCCUGGAACGACACAGGAGAAUACAUCCUAUCGGGGUCAGACGACACCUUUUUGGUUAUUACGAACCCGUACAACAAGAAGGUCAAGAAGUCCAUACGUUCAGGUCAUCGGGCAAAUAUCUUCAGUGCGAAGUUCAUGCCCCACACUAACGAUCAGCAGAUCAUCUCCUGCUCCGGAGACGGCAUCAUCUACUACACCCACACUGACAAGAGUCCCGAGUACAACAGACAGUGUCAGUUCACCUGCCAUUAUGGAACAGCUUAUGAGAUUAUGACGGUACCAAACGACCCCUACACGUUUCUGUCGUGUGGGGAGGACGGCACGGUGCGGUGGUUCGAUCUACGCACGAAGACGAGCUGCACUAAAGAAGACUGCAAAGACGACAUCCUGAUAAACUGUCGGAGGGCAGCGACCUCUAUAUCCAUUUCUCCCCUGGUGCCGUAUUAUCUGGCCGUGGGCUGCUCUGACAGCUCCGUGCGAAUCUACGACAGACGCAUGCUGGGCACCAGAGCAACAGGUAACUACAUGGGCCGGGGGACGACGGGCAUGUGCGUUCGCUUCGUUCCCGCUCACCUGUCCAACAAGUCGUGCAGGGUGACGUCUCUCUGCUACAGCGAGGAUGGUCAGGAGGUGCUGGUCAGCUACUCCUCCGAUUACAUCUACCUGUUUGAUCCCAAAGAUGACCAGGCCCGAGAGCUGAAGGGCCCGUCUGAGGAGAGGAGGGAGGAGCUGAGGCAGCCUCCAGUGAAGCGCCUCCGUCUACGAGGUGACUGGUCUGACACUGGACCCCGAGCUCGUCCUGAGAGUGAGAGAGAGAGAGACGGGGAACAGAGCCCAAAUGUGUCUCUGAUGCAGAGGAUGUCGGACAUGUUGUCUCGUUGGUUUGAGGAGGCCAGCGAGGCUCAGGGCAGCAGAGGCACCCGACCACAGACACGACCCCGAGGAACAGCCGUCCGUCCAGAGGGGGCGUCGAAUACUCCAGCUGCCCCCGCAGGAGACUCCAGUCAGGAGUCCAGUGCCCCUGGGAGGCCUGUGGGGACAGACGCUCCAGAGGUACCUGCUGGUCCUGCUGCCUCCGCCGCCGCUGCCCCCGUGCCUAAAUCCACUUCCUCUUCCUCCUCAGGGUCAUCAUCAACAGUCACAGCACCUCCUCCUUCCAGCUCCUCAUCAGUGGAGAGUUCGGCCCCUUCCUCGUCCCCCGUCACCUCCUCCCCUGACUCUGAGCAGAGGAGUCAGGCCGACACGGCGGGGACACCCACGCCGACGGCCACGCCCACGCCCACCUCAGAACCUGCACUCUCAGAGUACGGUCCUCACCGGCUGCCCAUAAGUUUAGUGUGUAGGCGUUUGCAGAGGUUACUACGGCUGGCCGACCCCCCAGGACAGGGUCAGCGAGCGGCCCGUUCUUCUUCUUCCUCCGCAGCCCCUGAGAGACAGUCACAAAGAGCUGCUACCUCUGCUGCUGCUGGUGCUGCUGAGACGCAACCCCGUACAGAUUCCCCCUCGUCUGUGGUAAACAAACAGCUGGGAUCCAUGACUCUUGAUGAACAGCAGGGAGGAGCAGAAGCUGCAGGUUCACCUCCUGAUGAAUCUGUAUCUGCACCAGCCACCAGCAGCGCUUCCACCACCUCCUCCUCCACCGCCGCCGCCACCACCUCCUCCUCCUCCUCCUCCUCCUCCUCCUCCACCACCACGGCCGGCACCAGUCGACCGAGCGCAGCAGAGCCGGUCCUCAGCUUACACUACAGCUCAGAGGGAACCACUACCAGCACCAUCAAGCUGGACUUCACUGAUGAGUGGAGCAGCACGUCCAGCUCUAUGGGCAGCGGAGCUCCCAAAACAUCUGAGGCCGUGGCCGCACAGAGCAGAGCGAGUGUGAAGACGGAGAGCUCAGUGUCGGAGCAAGCUCCCUCUGAGUACCCGAAGCAGCAGAGUGUGCCGGCCGCCUCUGCAGAGCCCCCGUGUGACGCCUCCUGCUCCGGUGCCGCCGGCAGCUCGUCAGCUCCGGCCCCGGCGGGGGGCCCCUCUGAGGGCAACGGCGUGGCGUCUUCACCGGCGGAGAGGAGUCAGCCGGAGGGUACGGAGGACACAUCGGGAGGCUGCAGGAGAGCGGAGCCCACAACGGAGGAGGGCCACUGUGGGAGGGGGCCGCAGUGGAGAGGCCCUCUCUCACCAGAGUGGGCGGGCCAGAGUCAGCCCGCACGGGGCAACCAGGACUCUGAUGACAGCGAUGACGAUCCGAUCCUCAUCCCAUCAACGAGGCUCAGGGGACAGGGACAGAGAUUUAAUACCAGAGGAUCUGCAGUAGGAGAUAGGAUGAUCAGACGCUCGGCGGCAGCUCGUAUCCAGGAGCUGUUCCGCAGGAGGAAAGAGAGAAGGGAGAUGGAGGAGAGCGAGACCCAGAAUAUCAGGAGACCCUCAGUCAAAAUGGUCUACAAGGGUCACCGCAACUCCAGGACAAUGAUAAAGGAGUCGUGUUUCUGGGGCAACAACUUUGUGAUGAGCGGCUCAGACUGCGGCCACAUCUUCAUCUGGGACAGACACACGGCAGAGCACCUGAUGCUCCUCGAAGCCGACAACCACGUGGUGAACUGCCUGCAGCCGCACCCCUACGACCCCAUUCUGGCUUCUUCAGGGAUAGACUAUGAUAUCAAAAUUUGGUCGCCACUGGAAGAGUCGCCAUCUUUCAACAGAGUCCUCGCUGACGAGGUAAUAACUCGGAACGAGCUGAUGCUAGAGGAAACGAGAAACACAAUCACAGUUCCAGCCUCUUUCAUGCUCCGAAUGUUGGCCUCCCUUAAUCACAUCAGAUCAGAUCGACUAGAAGGCGAUCGCUCUGAAGGUUCGGGCCAGGAAAAUGAGGAUGAGCAGUAGCCUGCUGGCAUUUUAUUAUAAAGAAAACACUAUUUCUUCUUGCUGUAUAGCACUUGAAAAAAAGAUUUGUACAAGUAUAGUGUAGAAUACUUCCUUUUGAAAAUUAGUAUAAUUUCUAGCCCCCCUGUUUUUUUAAGAUGACUUUCUUACUGAUGUUUCUGUAUGAGGAUAAACUACAUUUGUGUGAAUGCAAAAGGAAAGGACGUCAGUAUAUAUAUAUAUAUUAAGUGUGAGAAUAAUGGCGACUGGUGUGCAAGGAUGUUAAGUGCAAUAUUAUUUUGUAGGAGAGAGUGAGCUUUGAUCAGUGUUAACGUGUGACAUUUUGGAUUUGUAGCACAAAGCUAAGAAUUGUUGAUGUGCUGCUCCGGCAGUUACGCAUGUGAACAAGGACUUUAAGUAAAACAAACUUGGAAAAUGCUUUAAUUUUGUUGUUGGAAAACCAGAAUCAAAGCUGAGGUUCUUCUCCCCAAAGGGUCACGUCACUAAAUUAUAAUCUUUUACAGAAUUUGGAAAAAAAAUAAAAGUCAAUGGCAUCUCAAAGAUGUUGGCACUUGUCCAGAAGACAAACGCUAAUGGUGACUGUUCAUUGAUCAAACAAAUUAAUUCAAAUUAAUUCAAGAAUUAAACAAUAAUCUCUGUACAUCGUUUACAGACUUGCACAGACCUCUGGAGAGAUGCUCUGGGUAGAUACUAAGUGAAGCAGCAAUAAUUGUUGGCAGGAUACGUUUCGUGGAUGUCUGCAGUCUUCACCAAACUGACUUUUUCAACUGUAUAUAAAAAUAAUUCCCAGUAAUAUAAUUAAUUGGACAUGACAUGGACCUGGUAAGUGCCAGAAAUUUGAUGGAUGGAUUAAGCAAUUUAGAAAAAUAAUUUAUCUAAGUGAAGUUAAUUAAGGUUUUUGCUAAAAUAAACUUUUGUGAGUCUUUGCUACUGUGGCUAGUGGUAACAACAGUGUUUGAUACAGGUCUGAUGGUUCUGACUUUAUAACUAAUGUUACUGUUUACGGCAGGUAAGAAAAAAUAUUCAAGAUGAAAUGUAAGACUUAAGGUCUUUUUAUUGAGGGAACUGAAUUCAAUGCUUUAACAUUUUUCAGGACUUGCAGACACCCUGGUAACGCUGUGAAAUCACAGCAGCACAGAACAGGACAACAAUUUGUUCAAAAAACUUUAUGUAAAAAAAGGUAAUAGAAGAAUCUUAAUACAAAACUUUACUGGAAAUAUUGGUAUUAAUAGUUACUGUAUAGUGAAAAUCAAAAGGUUACAUCACUUCUCAGGUGUACAGCUUUUUCUUACAAAAGUAGUACCUGUUCAAACGUAAUACAAAAAUACGAGGUAAGACUGAAGCAUCAGAAUUGUGCUCUACACAUUACAAAUCUCAGAGUUCCUUUUAUAAUAGCAAAGGAAAUGGUGGAGUGUAUAAACUGAGGUAAACCACAUGUACCACCAAAUUAAUAAAUUUUGUAGUUUAACACCAGUUUUUUUUCCUUAAGACAGAACUUGCCCUCUGAUUUAACACUGAACACGAUUUCUUUUUCAGUGAGUUGACUUUCAGUGACCAAUAGUAAUUUAUUUCCGUCAUGUCUUUGCAUUGCCCAUUUUGUGCACAAUAUUAUGAAAUGUGGGCCCUUGCUAAUGCAUUUUCGUUGAUAUAACAAUCUUGAAAUAUUAAUAACAGUCGGUCUCCAAAUGACUAAUUUUGGACUUCAUUACUUCAUGAGUCUGUUUUCUUGUUACCUCAUUUGGUCGUCACUACAUCCCUGCUAUUAUACAGCUUCGCCUUGGACUGUAUCCAAAAACUCUGACCAAACAGUAAUAAUCUCCUUCUCUGACAUUAAGCAAGAGUGGUUUCUGUGAGAACAAGUACACACUGUAUGUUCAAGUGCAAUUACUGUGCAUGUCCACAGUCGUACGUAGCAGAUCCCUGCUCCUAAAACACAAUAAGAAACACACCUUAAUCUUUAUGUACCUUAAUAAUACUACAAGUGUUGACAGAUUCUGUUCAUAUGGUGAAGCUCAGGGCUGGGCAAUACAUAGAUGGACUGUAUCACUGUAAUAACUUUGAAUUUCAAUACACAAGUUCAUUUUCAAAAUGUGCCUGUUUCCUAAACCAAAUAAAUCCUAUUCAUUCCUAUGUGCUUGAACUUACAGCCAAUUUAGUAGACCUGCAGUGAUUAGUUGACUAAUCGAUUAGCUGAUCGAUAUAAAAUUAAUUGUUGGCUAUUCUGAUACUCAACUAAUGAUUUGUCAUUAUUGGAUGGUUCUAGCUUCUCAGAUGUGAAGACUUGAUGCUUGAUGUCGUACAUACAGUAAUAAUAAACUGAAUAUCUUUGGCUUUUGGACUGUUGGUCAGACAAAACAAGACAUUUGAAGAUGUUAUUUUGUGCUGUGGGAAAUUAUAAUGGGCCUUUUUUUUUUCCUAUUUUCUGGGCUGAAAAUCUGGGCUUGAAACAGACUUUUCUUACUGUAACUAAGAAGAACUUUUGAAAGGGAUCUGGUAGCAGUGUUUUGAGUCCUUUGGAAGAUAGAAAUGACUGUAUUCUUUCAUACUGCCCAGCCUUAAUGAGGUGUGUGUUCUUGUCAUUUCCAUGGACAUACAAUAACAAUAAUAUAUAGUAGUAAACAAUUUACUACAACAUUCAGACCAUUUAGGUUACAGUAGUUAAGUCUUCCUGUGUGAUAACAUACAAAAGCUUGCAAAGAUUGGUGUGCACUUUGUGUGGUCCAUCAUAGUGGAAUGAAUAAUGUGCCUCUUCCUGUUUCCUAAUAAUUUCAAGUAUGGGGUACCCAUGUGUAACAAGACUUCAUAAUGUGUACCAAGGAGCAGGAAAAGCUCCAAUCUGAAAGGUCUCAUAUAUAACAGUGUUAAGGGUGCGAAACCCUUACAGUUCACCAAUAAUAACGGUGUAUGGUCUAAGAGCGUCCAACAAGUUACCAGACC